AUGAACUUGAAUUGUUUGUGGAGAAAAACUACUCACAGAUUACAAUUCCCUAUCUUUUUACGUUCAGUUGUUAGUGUGAUUUUCUUUGGAAGUGAUCAUUAUUCACUACCACAUUUACAUGCCUUAGAAGAACGUCAACGGCAGUAUAAAGACAUUAAAAUUGUAUGUGUUGUCACAACAUCAGAGAAAACACCUGUUGGAUAUCAUUGUAUCCAAAGUAAAAUAGAUCAUGUAAUUUGGCCGCGUACAAUUUCAAACACUUCAAUUAUCGUCGAUUGUAUCAAUCAACGUAUCAAUGCAAUAAAAAACCAGUCUUCAGAUCAAUCAGAUAAAUUAUUGGGUAUCAUUGUUUCAUUUGGUCGAUUUCUACCUGCAUCACUAUUAUCUUUAUUCAAUUAUGGUUGUUACAAUAUACAUCCUUCAUUAUUACCACGUUGGAAAGGUCCUACUCCAUUAUUAUACACUUUAUUAUCUAGAGAUAAAGUUACUGGAAUUACUUUAAUUCGCUUAGAUCCAAAUCAUACAACAUUUGAUUCUGGUUCAGUUGUAUAUCAACAAUCUAUUCGUUUACCGUAUAAUAAAAAUGUAUUUUUAACACCUGAACAAUUGAUUGUAUACUUAAUUCCUCAUAGUAUUAAAGCUAUGUUUGAGGUUAUUUUACAUCCAAAUUUACCAUAUUUAAUUGGUAUUGAACAAUCAGUUAUUUCUGAGAAGUUCCAUAUCCCUAUAACGUAUACACGUAAACCAAGAAAUCAAGUUGGAGCAAUUGAUUGGAGGAGACAAUCAGCUAAAGAUAUUAUAUGUUGUUGGUAUGCAUUACAAGGAAGUUCUAUAAAUUUAUAUACUGAAUUGUAUUUAUCUAAUAUAAAAGUAGAAGAUGAAAAAAGGGAUGUAGAUGGUUCGUUAAUUGCACACUUUCGCCUAUCUGAAUGUCCUUUGUUGGUGCCAGACAGGGAUUUCUUGUCCAAGAACAACAACAAUGAUGAUUGUAAUUAUGACGACCACGAUGAUGUUGAUGAUGAUGAUAGUGAAAACAUUAAUGUAUGCUAUGCAAACUAUGAUCCUAAGACAAUGAAUUACCUUAAUGAAGCUUCAAUUCUUCUCAACCAGCCUUAUUCAUCUUCAUUACCGCCUGGAAGUGUUGUCUACUUACGUUCACAGAUUGAUUCAAAGCAUCCACUUAUACCAUAUGCUUUUAUAGCUUGUAAACCGAAUAAUAUUGACAAACAACAACAACAACAAAUACAAGAAGACCAUGAGUAUUCUAAAGUAUCAUGGAUAGCUGUUAAAAGUUUUUUAGUUAAAUGGCCAAGUUCAUCUAUUGGUCGACAUUUAACAGCUAUUGAUGUAUACAAUGGAUAUUUUAUUAAUUAUACAGAAAUGAUGUCAAAAUUACCAUUUGUUGUUGUUGUCAAGGAAAAACAGCUAGGUGUACGUUAUUUUGGACAAUUUCAGUGCCUAUCAUCCUCUUCAUUGUCCUUUUCAAUUGCAUCAUUCAUCAGUAAUUGUACUGAGUGUAGUAAUACUAGUAACCAGGGCAGUAAGGACACUGUAUUGAAUCCCUGGACAAAAUUAACCCCGUCUAUACUACCGAAUAAUUUACAAUUAUCUAGUAAUAUAUCAAAUAUUGUACAAAAUGUAAGUAAUAAAUAG
Messenger RNA from Trichobilharzia szidati, 1653 nucleotides. NCBI's taxonomy places the organism in Eukaryota, Metazoa, Platyhelminthes, Trematoda, Strigeidida, Schistosomatidae. The record is from the annotation of a GenBank genome assembly.